Mercurialis annua (annual mercury) is the source of this 1353-nucleotide messenger RNA. RefSeq lists its product as uncharacterized. Bases 1 to 1353 code for a protein of 450 amino acids. The record is from RefSeq and is a predicted model, not a curated record. The transcript has 4 exons. NCBI's taxonomy places the organism in Eukaryota, Viridiplantae, Streptophyta, Magnoliopsida, Malpighiales, Euphorbiaceae.
AUGUCGUUACAACUCUUCCAACCUUACAGAAAUCUCAUCUUCCAAACCUUACUCACACUCUCACUCUCCUUUCUCCUUAUACUCCUCAAAGUUCCCAUCUUCUUCCUUCAUGGCCUUUUCACUUACAUCCACCCCGAUCAUCUUCCCCGCCAACAAAAUGGCGUCAAAGCUGCUAUUAGACGACCCUCCGAUUCCAAUUCUACCCUCACUCAAAGGAGAAAUCACAAAUCCAAGGACAAGUUUGAGUUCGAUGAGAAUAAGGCUCAGAUCUUUAGGUUAAAGCUUGACCAACCUCAUCUUCGCUCUCGAAUCUUUUUCAAUGACUACUGGUAUUGUUUUGUUUUCUCAUUCGUUGCUCUGUCUUCGUUAUUGCUUAAUAACUUCUCGGGUUUCAAUCAACAAGAUGGGAUUUUGGUUCCUGUGGUUUUAGGAUUUAUUUGUCUAUGCAAAUUGUUUAUGUGUUUAGGUAGAUUAGCUUUUGAGAAGUCUGCUUCUAAGAGGUCUGAUAAACAGUUGAGUGUGCUUUUUGGGGUCUUAGGCUUUAUCUUGGGCUGCUUGAUUUGUUCUGGUGCUGCUCGUGCUUUUCUUGAUUUUGAUUUUGGAUCAAUUGAUGCGAAAUGGAAGUUUUUUAUUUCUGUUUUGAUGGGCUGUUUUGCUGGGAUUUUGUAUAUGCCCGCCGCGACGAAUGCUCGUGCUUUUUGGCUUGGAACAGAUCAGUUAAGGUCUAAUUUGAGUAUGGUAUACUGUGGAUGGUUUGCUAGAAUGAUCCUGUAUGUUUCCUUUUUAUUGGCAUUUUUCUCAACAUUGCUUUGGAUUACUCCAUUAUUUGACAUUCUUAUUAAUAAGAGCAUUGAUAAUAGUAGCAGAACACAUUUGAAUUCAAGCGCCAAUGAUGUUCGAAAUACUGAAAAGUCACCUGGAAAUGAGGGUUUUAUACGUUCAGACUUUACAAACUUUAGGCUCUGGUGCUUGUUGCUAUCGGGUCUUAUUCAAAUUAUUGCUUUACGGCCAAAUUUGCAAAUGUAUUUGAAUGAAGCUUUGUUGUCCUGGUACCAGCGAUUGCAUGCCAGCAAAGUUCCCGAUUUGGAUUUUAGUAGAGCCAAAGUUUUCCUGCACAAUCACUACUUAUGCCUUGUAGUCUUGCAGUUUUUUGCACCUCCUAUCCUGCUUGGUGGGUUAUGUUUCUCUGGACGGCUUUUACUUCAGGUUGCCUAUUCUUGUACCGUCGUGGCAUUUUGCUUUUUCCACAUGUUGAGCAUAACUUUAGAGAUGUCUGAGAUUUUACAUGAGCUUUAUUUGAUUAUGGUGCUAGUAGCUGAUAUAUAUGUUCAGCGUGUUACUCUUGUUAAGUAG